AUGUCUCUAUGUUUGCUUCGUCUCCCGCGGACUUACAUCGCAGAAAUCUCGCCAUCAGAGAAUGCUUAUUCUAACGAACAACCCGUGCACACGAGAAUAUGUCGCUACUACGCCGCCGGACAUUGUCGACGUGGUUCAGCAUGCCAUUUUGUGCAUUCGCUACCGGAAAGUGCGCCACAAGGUAUGGUGUCCCUAGUGUUCGUUUCGUCUCCCACAGACUUACAUGCAAGGAAUUCCAAAGGAAUACCGCCAUUAGUGUAUGCUUACCCCAACAGACACGAGGUGCACACGAGAACACCACUCAAGGGGUGGGAUCAAGACAUCGGCCAUAGUCAUGGCUACACAGCGUAUGCCAUAUACACAGUAGCCCCACAUACGGAACCAUACCGCUUCGACACGAGAGGCGCCUUUGACAAUUUCAGCGAUGUCUCUUCGAACUCCAGCCCGUCUGAUCAGAGUUUGAAUGCCGCAUUCCAAGUCAUAACCAUCGAAGAACCUGUCCCUUCAGAAUAUCUCCCUUCUGCGUUCUCACAAUCGUCACCGAGCUUACAAUAUCCCAACAACGCGGGACCACGCUGUGGCAAUGUGGCAUACCCUGGUUACGAUCGAGGAUAUACUCUAACUGGUUUGAAACCUCGAACCGCCACCCGCAGAAAAGCAGAGCAGGCGAAGGAGAAGCAAACCCUAUAUAGGACUAAACCUUGCAAAUUCUUCUCAGCACACAAAAGCUGUCCUAAGGGCAAUAAAUGCAGGUUUUUUCAUGAUGUAGAGAAAAGUAAACGGGCAAAGAAAGCCGAUAAUCAGGCCCGUGAGACACCGUCAUCUCACUUGCCUCCAAAACUGCAUUCACCUCAGGAAGAGUUCAAGGCACAUGAUUAUUAUCCUAUUACCUGGCGAGUGAUUGGUGGUGGUGUAAUGAUGGGUGGGUAUAGGAUACCUUGCAAGGCAUUCGCAGCAGGCUACUGCCCCAACGGCAAUAAUUGCAAGCAGGCUCAUGAGACUGAGGCCUGGACUUCUGAAAAUGAUAUUGUGGAACUUAAGACACAAACAUCGGCGACGUCUGUGGCAGUGCCAUCCUCUGCAAAGCAAUCGAUAGAUUCAAGUGUUGAAUCAAAGUGCAGGGCAGUAUGCACCCACUACUCUGAUUCAUCUCAUAAUAUCCACGACACCGACGGAGGCACAUCUGGUAGUACGAAUGAUGCAGAGGAAUCUAUGGCUGCUUCAAAUUCAAACAGCGCCGUUCCCUCUCGACAUCGACGUACCAGAUCGAUGUCUAUGCCGACUUCGCCGUCAGUUCUCAGAGCUCCUCAUAUUUUCGCGGAGUUGUGA
Suillus fuscotomentosus is the source of this 1329-nucleotide messenger RNA. RefSeq lists its product as uncharacterized. The record is from RefSeq and is a predicted model, not a curated record. The coding region runs from base 1 to 1329 and encodes 442 amino acids. Gene Ontology annotation, molecular function: metal ion binding; mRNA binding. The transcript has 6 exons. Lineage: Eukaryota; Fungi; Basidiomycota; Agaricomycetes; Boletales; Suillaceae.